Messenger RNA from Stylonychia lemnae, 441 nucleotides. NCBI's taxonomy places the organism in Eukaryota, Ciliophora, Spirotrichea, Sporadotrichida, Oxytrichidae. The record is from the annotation of a GenBank genome assembly.
AUGGAGAGGGUUAGAAAAAACUAAUUAAUUAUCUAGGCCAAUUCAAGCUAAAUGAAGCAGUCAAUAGUAUUAAUUAAAAAUGAUUUAAGAGAAUUUUCUGAUAUAUUCCUAAUAAGGAAAGUCAAUCUUAAAAUGUUUGUUGAUCUCUCUGGGCAUUUGCUACAUUCAAAUUCAUUUGUUCUUGAAUAGCCAAUACUACAAUCGGAGCACAAUACUCCUUAAUAACCAAUGUAACAUGAGCCAAUAGGAUCAUUUAUAGGUUCUAUCAUCCCUAAACAAGCUGGCUCGUAUAGACAUUGUAUAAAUAGUGAAGAACUAUUGGAUUUUCUCCAAAACCCAGGUCUCGGACCUAUAUUUGAGCCUCCACUACAUAGUGCCCUAUCAGAAGGGCAACUUUUACAUUCACCAGGUUCUAUCAUUUUAGUUAAAGAAAAACUUUGA